This is a messenger RNA of Gaeumannomyces tritici R3-111a-1, 612 nucleotides long. RefSeq lists its product as hypothetical. The annotation marks the transcript as partial. The transcript has a single exon. The record is from RefSeq and is a predicted model, not a curated record. NCBI's taxonomy places the organism in Eukaryota, Fungi, Ascomycota, Sordariomycetes, Magnaporthales, Magnaporthaceae.
CGAGUGGGGGUCAAACUUGAGCUAGUCAAAGUCGCGAUCCUCAGCUAGCAUCGACUCUAUUCGCGACGCCGACGCAAACACCGAGCCGGUAGGUUGGAGCUCGGACCCCAAUACGGGCAAGGAGGCCGCCUUCGAAAGAGCCAUCCACCACCGGCGCAAGGGCGCCAAACCACGACACAAUGACCUCGGCCUCAGCAUCCCCGCCCUCGACGGUCCCUUCGACCACGACCACCUCGUCGGUCGAGCUCCUCCCCACGCCGCCCUCGCGCCCCGACGCCAACGCCGACCCCGAAACCCCGGACGCCGCCGCCGCCGACGACGACGACGACCCGAUCGUGGAGAGCUACCACGUGCUCCUCAAGCCCGAGCUGCCCGCGCACCAGCAGCUCCUGGUGUUGCAACACCCGAACCGCAACGUCGACUACCUCGGCGGCGCGACCGAGCUGCGCCUCAAGCCGGCGUCGGGCAUGGUCGAGCUCGACAUGCCGCUGGGCCACGGCGCGUCCUACGACCGUGCCAAGGGCGUCAACUGGGGCAAGGCCCUGGCCCAGGCCAACGCCUCGCGCUCCGGCGGCGCCCACGGCCUGGCCGGCGGCUUCGGCGUCGGCGCCC